Messenger RNA from Panthera uncia (snow leopard), 3199 nucleotides. It is a transcript of the gene EXD3, whose product is annotated as exonuclease 3'-5' domain containing 3. The coding region runs from base 496 to 3117 and encodes 873 amino acids. Gene Ontology annotation, molecular function: nucleic acid binding; 3'-5' exonuclease activity. Gene Ontology annotation, biological process: nucleobase-containing compound metabolic process. The record is from RefSeq and is a predicted model, not a curated record. The transcript is spliced from 23 exons. Lineage: Eukaryota; Metazoa; Chordata; Mammalia; Carnivora; Felidae.
GCUCCCCGAGUUCGCUCUCCGCAGCCCGCGGCGCCUCCGGCAGUGUGGGUCUCGGUGCGCCGGGGAAAGCCGUCCGGGCCUGCCGCUACCGCCGCGGCCGGGCCAGGGUUCCGGGCGGACCCCGCGGGCUCAGAUGCCCUGAAAGUUGGAGUGAUUACUGAGCCUAAGAUUCUUCCAGCUCUGAAAUUCAGCUGCUGACAUGUUGUUUCGAAAACUUACAUCUGCUAAAAUCUGUUCCAAGUAGGUGCUUCAGCGUUUGGAGCGGCCGCGGCCUGAGGACCGGUCUGAAGCUGGCCUCUGCAGGGGGCCCUGGCACCCUCCCCAGACGUGCAGUGGCUGUGGCGUCGGAGGGGAGGCCGCCCAGGCUCCUGCCGCCACCAGCUGCCUCCCUGUCAGCUUUACGGGCAGACCCGCUAAGGUUGUGUGGAUCACACAGUUCCUGCCUCAGUAGAAGAGUCCAGAAAAGGGAACCAUUUCCUCAGCGCCGCCUUGAGGAUGGACCCGGCAGACCCUCCUGGCGACCCCGCUGCCGGCGACCCCGCCGCUGGAGACACAGACCACCCUGGCAACUCCACUGGCGGCGAGCGCCAUUGCACAGGCCAGGACCCACUCCUGUUCCGGCAGGCCCUGCAGACACUGUGGUCCACGCGAGAGCUGCAGCAGCUCCGGGAAGAGGCCUGGCGGGGGUUUGCUGCCCUGGAUGACCCACUGACCGGACUCCUGGACAUGCUGGAAGGCAGCCAGGCCUGGCAGCGGAAGGGCCCCUCCCUGGAGGCCUGGGUAGUCUGUGAGCUGCACCGCUGGCUGCAGGCACGGCCACUCCCUGCGCCGGCCCAGCACAGCUCAAGCCUGCAACAGCUACAGGCCCGUGCAGUCAGGGUCCUCGCCAGGAGCCCCCCUAGUCUCGUGGAGCCACUGGUCAGCAUCUUCCAGCUGCAGGACGCAGACCGGAGCCCCCUGCUGACUCACAUCCACCAGCUCCACCAGGAGGGCAAGUUCAAAGAAGCUGUCGUGCUGGGCUCCAGGCUGAAGUUGCAGCCAGCACUUGAUGUUGAAAAGAUGUGCACCCCACUGCUCCUCCAGGACAGAGUGAGCCUCGUGGAGCGUUAUGUGGCCGGCUUCCCGGACCUCCAGAGGAGGCUGCUGGCCCUCCUGGACUCCUGGUGCCGGCCCGGCUUUGACAUCGGAGUUGUUGCCAGGCAGCACCCACAGGUGACCUCGAGGCUGGAGAGGCUGAGUCCCAGAGUGCUAAGUCGGCGGGUCCUGAGCCAGCUGGAGCGGCUGGGCCUGGACCCGGCUCUGUGUCCCAACGCUGCCACUCAGCAGCGCCUGGCCGCCCUGCGCUACCUGUGCUACAAGCGGUUUGUGGAGAGAAGUAUGUCUCAGGAGAACUGGGUGGACCACGUGCAGGGCCUGGUGGGCCGGGAAGAGUGGCCCCAAGAGAUGGUAGUGCAGCUGCUGGCCUCCCCCGGCAACGAGGCCGUGGCCGCGCAGUGCGCCCUGGGCCUCUCGGUGCCCGAGGAGCAGCUGCCAGCCACAGUGGCUGCCGAGCUCCGCCGGCUCGAACUCCAGGAGAGGGUGGCCAGGGCGCCUUUGGAGGACAGGAAGGGUGAUUAUUACCAGCUGCCCAUCGCCAGGGAGGACAUCCACUUCCUGGCCUCUUGGGAGGACUUGGCCAGGCAUGAGGAGGCGUUGCUGCAGCCCGGCCAGGUGGUCGGGGUCGACGUGGAGUGGAGACCCUCGUUUGGCACGGGGGGCCGGCCCCAGGCAUCAGUCAUGCAGUUGGCAGUGGAGGGCCGCGUGUUCCUGCUGGACCUGCCUGUGCUCUCGCGGCCAGCGGGAGGGCAGGUGUCGAAGGCCUUCUCCAGGCUGGUGUUCCGGCUGCUCUCGGACCCCUCCAUCACGAAACUGGGUUAUGGGCUGGCGGGGGACCUUCGGAGCCUGGGUGCUUCCUGCCCGGCCCUGGCGCACGUGGAGAAGCGGCUGUGGGGCGGCCUGGACCUGCUGCGGGUGCACAGGCAGAUGCGGGUGGUGAACAUGCCAGCUGGAGGCAUGUGUGAGGCCAGGGGGCUGCGGGGCCUCAGCCUCCUGGUGCAGCAGGUCCUGGGCAAGCCCCUCGACAAGACGCAGCAGCUCUCUAACUGGGAUCGGCGGCCGCUGAGCGAGGGGCAGCUGGUUUACGCAGCUGCUGACGCCUACUGCCUGCUGGAGGUGCACCAGGCGCUGAGCAGAGAGCCUGCCAGCUUCUCCCUGUCUGAGGACCUGGCCAGGAGCCUGCAGCCAGGGUGCAGUGAGAGACCGGGGGCCCCGGAGCCGCCCCGCCUGCAGGAGGCCUCAGCCCUGCCUUGGCAGGUGCCUGUGGCCGAGCGCGAGGACGCCGCUCCAGAGGUCCCGGCCAGGGCCUUCCGCGUGGUGUGCGACAACAUGCUGCAGGGGCUGGCAAGGAGCCUCCGCUGCUUGGGCGCGGACGUGCGCGUGCUGGGCACCAGCGAGGACCACCGAAGGGCAGCUGAGGUUGCCAGGCAGGAGGGAAGGAUCAUCUUGACGUCGGGGCUGCCGUACCACAAGCUCCGGGCCCAGGUCGGGGCUGGGCGCUGCCUCUGGGUGGACUGCUCCCUCAAGGCCCGUCAGCAGGCCAAGGCCGUGCUCAGGCAUUUCAACGUUCGGGUCACCCACGCAGACAUCUUCAGCCGCUGCCAGGCCUGUAACUGUGACCAGUACCUGAAGGUCUCCAAGGACAUGAUGAAGCAGCUGGUGAGGCUCAGCAGCCGCCCGGAAGGCCCCAGCAUCACAGGUGAUGAGGCCACCCAGAGCGAGGACAUACAGGAGUCAGAGGAGGCCCCAGAGGAGGCCCCCGGGGGCUGUACCUACGACCCACCUUGCCGCUGGCUGGAGGCCGCAGACCUGCGGGCUGGUGCGCCUGCCACACUGGCCAGUGGCACCCAGCUGCAGCUGGCAGGGGUCCCGGAGGGCGUGCUGCGGCGGCCGGGGCUACGCCAUUUCUACUGCCGCUCUGGCUGCGGCAAGGUCUUCUGGGAGGGCUCCCACCUGUGCCGUGUCACCUCGCAAUUCGGCCAGAUCCUGAGCAGCGCCUCCAGCUCCUGGAAGCAGAGCUGAGCCCCCAGGCCCACGGGCCUGCACUGCCCCCUGGGGCAUCCACCCACCCACCCCCAGCAAUACAGGUAAUAAAAGUCCUGAC